Messenger RNA from Exophiala aquamarina CBS 119918, 819 nucleotides. RefSeq lists its product as uncharacterized. Gene Ontology annotation, molecular function: catalytic activity. The transcript has a single exon. The record is from RefSeq and is a predicted model, not a curated record. NCBI's taxonomy places the organism in Eukaryota, Fungi, Ascomycota, Eurotiomycetes, Chaetothyriales, Herpotrichiellaceae. The coding region runs from base 1 to 819 and encodes 272 amino acids. Gene Ontology annotation, biological process: nucleoside metabolic process.
AUGCCUCUCUCCCACACCGACUACACGGUGGGUUGCAUCUGCCCCAUGGGGGUGGAACUAGCUCCUAUGAAGGCGAUGCUGGACACCUUCCACCCGAGUCUACCGACUCCGCGCUAUCAGAACACCUAUACCCUAGGGGAAAUAGGUGGGCACAAUAUAGUAAUUGCGGUGUUGCCGGAAGUCGGGACCGACGCGGCGGCAACGGUCGCCGUCCAGUUAAUGAACGAUUGCCCCUCGAUUCGGUUUGGUCUACUUGUUGGUAUCGGCGGCGGGCUGCCGAGCGGAGACGAGGACGGAAUGGACAUUCGAUUAGGAGAUGUGGUAGUCAGUAAGCCCGUAGCCAGCCUCGGAGGUGUAGUCCAGUACGACUUGGGGAAAUAUUCGACAAGUGGCGGGUUCGAACGAAUCGGCGUGUUGGCAAAACCUCCGGCGCUGCGCUGCGCAAGUGUGGAAAGCCUGGCGGCGGAUCACCGCAUGAAGGGUCCCCAAGUACCGCAUUUGCUGUCCACUAUGCUCCAGCAAUAUCCUGCGAUGAAGGAAGAAUACUCCCAUCCAGGAAUUGACGCCGAUCGACUCUACCGAGCUGACUAUCAACACUCUGGUGGACCAAAUCGCUCACGUUGCGAUCAAUCUCGAAUUAUCGAAAUGACCGAUCGUCGUAACCAGGGUCCAAAGUGUCACUACGGUGUCAUUGGAUCCGCGAAUCUCGUGGUCAAGGAUGCCAGAUUGCGAGAAGAACGGCGGCAAGCAUUUGGUUUGCUGUGCAUAGAGAUGGAGGCGGCUGGCCUAAAGGACUCCUUUCCCUGCCUGGUUAUCUGA